AUGAUACUAAUCAAAGUGGAUCAAUUUGUUCUUCCAGCAGAUUUUAUCAUCCUUGACAUGGAGGAAGAUAGAGAAGUUCCCAUCAUUAUGGGACGUCCUUUUAUGGCUACUGCUGGCACCAUUAUUGAUGUGAAGAAAGGUUUAUUGUCUAUGACUGUGCAAGGCCAAACUGUUGAGUUCAAGGUGUUUGAAGCCAUUAAGAAACCUGUGGAGAUGGAUGAGUGUUUUUGCGUAGAUGUCGUUGAUAUUAUUGCCCACGCCACUUUCCUAGCUAAUGUAAACGAGGAUGAACUUCUCACAUGCCUAGCUAACCCGGAACUAAGAUCAGAUUCUAAUGAGGCCCAACACCUUGUAGCAGCUUUGGAUUCGACACCUAUUCAGUUCCCAAGGUGGCGUCACACAUAUGAGCCACUAGGGACACCUAGCGCUCCUAUCUUGCCUUCCGUUGAGAUACCUCCAAAGCUGGAGCUCAAGCCAUUGCCUGAACACUUGAAAUAUGCCUUUCUGGGAGAAUCCGAUACACUUCCUGUGAUCAUUGCUUCUGAUUUGACUGUUACCGAGGAAGAAAAGCUUUUGCGGGUUUUGAGAGAGUACAAAACAGCUUUAGGAUGGACCAUAGCUGACAUUAAAGGCAUUAGUCCAUCCAUGUGCAUGCAUCGAAUUUUACUAGAGGAUGGUUCUAAGGCUACCAUUGAUGCGCAAAGAAGAUUGAAUCCUAACAUGAAGGAGGUAGUCCGAGGUGAAGUUUUAAAACUUCUUGAUGUAGGUGUGAUCUAUCCCAUCUCUGACAGCAAGUGGGUUAGUCCAGUUCAAGUCGUCCCCAAGAAGUCUGGAAUCACAGUGGUUCAGAAUGAAAACAAUGAACUCGUGCCUACAAGAAUGACCACAGGAUGGAGAGUCUGUAUAGACUACAGGAAGUUGAAUUCAUCUACUAGAAAAGAUCAUUUUCCCUUGCCUUUUAUUGAUCAAAUGUUAGAAAGAUUAGCUGGUCACUCACAUUACUGUUUUCUUGAUGGCUAUUCAGGUUAUAAUCAGAUUCCCAUUGCCCCUGAGGAUCAAGAGAAGACGACAUUUACCUGCCCCUUUGGUGGUGAGAGAUGA
This is a messenger RNA of Prunus mume (Japanese apricot), 1101 nucleotides long. The record is from RefSeq and is a predicted model, not a curated record. Lineage: Eukaryota; Viridiplantae; Streptophyta; Magnoliopsida; Rosales; Rosaceae.